CCACUGUUUAGGUGGAAGCUAGAACUAGGUCUGCGGCAGAACUCGGCAGCUCCCAGUCGCAUCUGUAAAACCUGCAGUUUCGACAACAGCAGCGACAUGGAGGUCCCCAGCCUGGGCCACGGCAUCACCAGCCCGAUGAGCCCGUGCGAGGGUAUGGUGAGCAACCUCAGCUUGGAAAGCCUGGAACUAUGCGAGAGAGACGGAGCAGGUAAGCCAGAGGCGAGCGGCAGCGUGGAGAUGGAGGAUCUGCCCGUACCGCAGAACAUCAAGAUCAGCAACAUCACCUGCGACUCCUUCAAGAUCUGCUGGGACAUGGACCCGCGGGCCAAAGACAAGAUAACACACUACUUCAUAGACCUGAACAAGAAGGAGAACAAGAACUCCAACAAGUUCAAACACAAGGAUGUCCCCACCAAACUGGUUGCUAAGGCAGUGCCGUUGCCAAUGACAGUGCGAGGCCAUUGGUUCCUGAGCCCGCGGACGGAGUACACGGUUGCCGUGCAGACAGCCUCCAAACAGACUGAUGGGGAUUACGCUAUUUCAGAGUGGAGUGACAUCAUCGAGUUCUGCACCGCCGAUUAUUCCACAGUGCACCUGAAUCAGCUGCUUACGAAGGCGGAGGCUAUUGCUGGGAGGAUGCUGAAAUUCUCCGUCUUCUACAGGAAUCAACACAAAGAGUACUUCGACCAUGUCAAAGAGGUCAAUGGCGGUCGCAUGAUGCCAUCGGUGAAGGACAACAGUGGCAGCCACGGCUCCCCCAUCAGCGGCAAGCUGGAGGGCGUCUUCUUCAGCUGCAACACGGAGUUCAACACGGGCCAGCCGCCCCAGGACUCCCCCUACGGCCGUGUGCGCCUCACCGUCCCCGCGCAGGCCCUCUUCGGCCCCCACACCCGCCUCUACUUCGGCGACUUCUACUGCAUGUACACGGCCUACCACUACGUGAUCCUGGUGGUGGCGCCCAAAGGCUCGCCGGGCGAGGCCUUCUGCCAGGACCGGCUGCCGGAGCUCGACCUGGCCGACAACCGCUUCCUGACGUGCGUGCAGAGCGAGGACGGGCAGCUGGAGUUCCGGCACGCCGGGGACGUGAUCCUGGAGGUCAUCUACACGGAGCCCGUGGAGCUGGCUCAGGGGACGGUGGCCGAGAUCAGCGGGCACCAGCUCAUGAGCAUGUCCACCAUCAACGCCAAGAAGGACCCCAGCUGCAAGACGUGCAACAUUAGCGUCGGGCGCUAACGCGAGCGUCAAAUAGCUAAUGCUAGCGUUCAAAAGCGAAUGCUAAGCUAACUCCGCUAACACUUUGGUGACUGGCUUACAGCGCGGAAAAAAACAACACCUCAGUGGUUGCAAAAAAAACCCCUUCAGUCUUGAUCCUAUGCCCUGCUAUGCCCUUAACUCAGACGUUAAUGUCGGCUGCGAAUGAUGGAUCCAGCAGCAGCCUUCAUGUUGUCCGGUCUUGCAUCGAAAAAAAAAAAACCCCACACACACACCAACUGGUGUUCCCUGAACUCUUGUGUAAAACGUUGUUAAAGUUGUCAGUGUGGAAUGUCUAUGCGAUUCCAAUGUCCGAAAUUGGAAUCAACAUCCUGAACAGGUCUUAAAAUGUAUGUGCGAUGAUAUGAACAUGCAAAUCCCUUAUUUUAAAACAAAAAAAGAAGUAGAUGAAAAAAAGACAACUCCUUCUGUAUUUUACCUGAAAAUCCAGAGAGAAACCAAAACGACAUCUAGAUACCCCUAUCUUUUCCAAACCCUUCUGCCUAAGAAAUCCUGUAAACAAGGUUAAGAUGUUUGGCAUAGACCUACACCACCCCUUUAAGCUGAUAUUCUGGCAAACCUGUUUUACCUGGCCGGUGACUGUGUUGAUAAUACUAUUGUUUCCUUUCAAAGAUCACAGUGCAGCUCCCCACUCCUCACU
Molecule: messenger RNA, 1912 nt
Organism: Engraulis encrasicolus (European anchovy)
Lineage: Eukaryota; Metazoa; Chordata; Actinopteri; Clupeiformes; Engraulidae
Product: phytanoyl-CoA hydroxylase-interacting protein-like
Exons: 5
Coding region: 97-1233 (378 amino acids)
Cellular component (GO): cytoplasm
Molecular function (GO): protein binding
Source: RefSeq, a predicted model, not a curated record